AAGAAUGAUGGCAGUGACAAGGAGAAAAUCCCAGACCUGAAACCGCAGAGGAACCUACCUGUCUAGACAAUGAACAGCUGUCUGUGGCUCCAACACGCUGCAAAAAGCUGCCAUUUCUUACUCUGACACUGACACAGUCACCUCGUUCCUCCUUCACCUUGGAAAUAAAAUGGCACUUUUAAUGUAUUUUGCUAUCGGGAUUACGCUUAUCUCCCCCAGCAAUCAACAAGACUGUUCCAUUAAAGACACUUCCUGUAGUGAAAUUAAAACGGCUGACGGAUUCAGAUUUACACACGGGAUUUCUGGGGGAAGUACAAUCACUGCAGUUCGUCAUCAGACUGUGAUUGCCCAUGGUACACUUAGUCCACCAUCUAUUGAGAAAACCCCAGAGGUGAGGAGCAUGGACAACUCUUCUAUAGUUACGGCGACCUGUGAUGAUCUAAGAGUACAAGUCACACAUCGUAAUGGUCAGUACAUAAGUGAGAGCUGUGUGGAUUUCAGAGUUGUUGACAAGGUGACGCCUUCUGAUCUUGAGGGGGAAGUGACACCACAGCUGGGCAACAUCGAGUGCUCCAUUAGAAACACUUCCUGUUCUCAAAUUGAAACUGCUGGAGGAUUCAACUUCUCAUAUGGGAUUUCUGGGGGAAGUACAGUCACUGCGAUUCAUAAUGAGACUGUGAUUGGCCACGGUCGGUUUAGUCCAGCAUCUUUUGACUAUACCUCAGAUGUGAGGAGUAUGGACAACGCUUCUAUAUUUACGACGGCCUGUGAAGAUCUGACAGUAAAAGUCACACAUCAUGAUGGACAGCACAUAAGAGAGAGCUGCGUGAAAUUCAGAGUUACUGACAAGGUGACGCCUUCAGAUCCUGAGGAUACACCACAUUUGGGCUACAUCAUUGGUGGACCUGCAGUUGGUGCAUUUGUUCUCAGUGUGGGUUUCUAUUACAUCUUUUGGAAACGAAAACAGAAGAAGAAGAAUCGUGUUACCACAUUUGCUGCGUACAUGAGAUGGUUGAUGAGCUGUUCCUUAAUCAAAAAGAGUGAACAGACACCUGAAGGUGUGGAGGAAGGCGAAGAUGGUGACUUUGCAUCUCAACCAGAUGCCAGCAGUGAUGAACUUGAAAAUGGUGGAAAUGAUAAUCCGCCUGGCAUUCCACAUGAAAGCAUACCAAUUCCCAUUAUCGAUCCAGAGGCUGGUGGCGGGACAGCUCUUAUGCCUAGUCUGAACCACAACUCCAGCGACGGGGGAAUCCAGCCGUCUACAAAUGGAUGUAUUAGUCACUCUGUCGUCGCCUCCAGCUCUGAUGAUCAAACUGUGAACCAACAUGUGAAGGAUGAUCCAGGUGGCCUGGAUGACAGUGAGGGGAAAUGCAAGAAAAUGCACAGUGGAAGGACUGUUGGUGGUCAAAGGCCUGAAGGUCACGAGAAUGAAGAUGAACCACUGCUAUUAAAGCCAAGCUGUCAGGAAGAACUUUAUGAACCCCUUCCCCCGCUCCCCCACUGCAGGUUUGAAGGACCUAAUAUCCAAGUUUCUGACAUGACAGGCGGUGAAGCCGUGGUGUGGUGGACACGCAACGGCUUUGACCCGGCCUCGGCCAGCCGGUGCUCUACUGCACCCCAGGACAUGGACAUGGACUCAUCCAACAUCCAACAUGAAACGGAAUUAGUUAAUUUACAAGAUACUUGAUUUAUUACUAUGUAUAAAUAUUAUAUGUUAUACUAUAUAUUAUAAAUAUUAAGAUUUAUUAUUAUAACAUAAGACACACUUCUUACAGGUACAUUUUCUGGCAGUGUAGUGGUAUUAACAUCAGCCCUUUUAUACUGAAUAUGCUCAUACUGUGCUUCCUGUUGAGCAUCACAGUAUCUUUAAAUCUAAUAAAAGCAUCCUUAUUUUAAAAUGGAAAAAGUAGACAACACAGGUUUAAAUGGACUGUGUUGUUUUCAGCCUAUACUGUACAUUCAUCUGUAAUCAUUUCAGUAGAAUCAGCUAUUGUACUAGUAUGGGUCAUAAAUUUAACACUAUGUAAUUUUCUUAAUGGGAUGUUCUUUCCAUCAAGAAUAAUAAGUGCUUGACAUUUACCACCUCUGGGUGAACCAGCCUGUCAGAAAAUGUACCAUGUGUAACUGUGAGAAGGUAUAAUGCAAAAUAAAAUAUUAUUAUGAGCUAUAUUCGGGGAAACUGGCAUGGGGAGCUGUAACACUUCCAUCAGUGUGUGUGUGAUAUGAAAAGGAAUCAUAUGUUAACGUCAGUGUUUAUCCACUUCCUCCCUCAUCCCACAUGAUGAACAUCAAGGCUAUAAACUGAAAAAAAAAAAAAAAAAAAUCCAUUUGGAGUAAUAAUUCUACCAACACUACAUUUUGUUUAGUGCAUAAACAAUUGUCAAUAAAA
Messenger RNA from Sphaeramia orbicularis (orbiculate cardinalfish), 2389 nucleotides. RefSeq lists its product as uncharacterized. NCBI's taxonomy places the organism in Eukaryota, Metazoa, Chordata, Actinopteri, Kurtiformes, Apogonidae. The transcript has 21 exons. The record is from RefSeq and is a predicted model, not a curated record. Bases 170 to 1687 code for a protein of 505 amino acids.